GAACAAAAGUUGGGCUUUGGGGCUUUUCUCCUGCUUAAAGUAAAGCUCUUUUGUCAAAUAAGUACUUUGAGCAUUAAUUCGGUAACCUUCCCGGAGGCACGAUUAAUAGUUUCACGCGGUUUGGCAUAAAUUCCUCCUCCCUUCCCGGCGCUGUUGGCCGAACUUCUGCUGUACCUGUCCCUGAGGGGUCCCUGGUUCCACCCAAGGGCCCACACCUUUGCAAUUCCCCGUUUUCCUGUUUGUCUGGAGAAAGGCACCCGUGAACUUCGAGGUUUAUAAAUUCAGUUCUUUGUGGUGUUUCCUGAGUGCUGCAGCAUUUUAAAACGGGAGGGAGUAGUGGGUUGUUGUGAGUUCGAGGAAAAGUUUGGAUUGAAGUUAAGAUACCUAAGUGUUCCUGAAGUGUGGUUACUAACAUGCCUAAUUCAACAGGCUGUCUCAUCUGAGAAGUGCUGGUGCAGAUUUUUUGCCUUGUAGUUAGUCCUCACAGUACUUUGUUUUUAGCAUGUGAUGUGUGUGUUAAAUUUUAAUCUGUGUUCUGUGGUUUUUUUUUAAUUGUUUUUUGUAGAGAGAUGGUGCUGGGUUAUAGGUGUACAGUAUCUGGGAUAAUGUAGCUUUGCAAAUCGAAUCUCUUAGGGCCUUCAUUUGAACUAAGUUUUGCAGGAUUGCCAAAGUUGAAUGUCGACUGUAGUACUUUCUUUUUUAUUUUUUUCCAUUUUAAAUCCCCCACAGUAAAUACACUGCAGCCAACUGCACAAUAACUUCCCUUGUGUUUUCCUGCCAGUGAUCCUCAGCUCUGCCCCAGAGGAAACACCUUCCAGAAGCAACAUGGGAUUCAUUUAGCUUGCCCUUUAAGGCCGGGGGGGAAAAAAAUGCAAGUUACAACAAUAAUUUUUAUGUUUUGGCCACUUGCUUGUUAGAGCUUGUGAGCAAUUUUUUUUUCUAAAUUCGACAAACAUUUACAAUGAAAGCAGCAGUCCUAGGGUAGGCUCAGUUAAAACAAAGGUCUGAUGAUGAUAGGCCAUGUGUUAUGUUGGCAGAAGAAAUUUAGAUUACUUGUUGUAGAAACUUCUGCAAGUAAGUUUUGCAGCAGAAUAUUGUUUAUUCCCAGCAUUAUCUUUCUCUGAUAAUUCAAAAUGAUUCUGCCCUGAUCCUGUCUCUGGUAACUCCUUGGACUUGGCUGGCUGUUGUUCUGUUUUACAAAUGUUCAGGUACCUGAGCUAGUGUGGGGGCUCUGUUUUGUGAGGCACUUAAAUGAGCGAUAAAGCAGCACUUUCUGUCUCAAAGGGCUGAUGGAUGAGGCAAAAGAGGGAUAUAAGAGAUGGGAAUCUUGGAAGGAAAAGAUUACAAGCUUUUUGUGGUGGAAGUUGUCAUCAGUUGUGUUUUCUGCCAUUAAGUUGAAUUCCAAUCCCCUGCCUUGGUUACAAAAGCACUUUCUGUGUGUCUGUCAGAAAAUUGAGAGGGGAGACUUAAGUAAGACAUCACUGCAUUCAAAUUUGCAAAAUUCCCAUUUUUGGGUCCUGGCUCAUCUGUUUUCUGAUCCUGCUGCCCUCUCUGAGUUUGAUAUCUCAGCAAGCUGCUGUGAAAACCAGGCCAGUCCAACAUCUAGAAAGUGUUUGCAUUUUAAAACACUGGGGAGCUGGUUGGCAGUCUGUGAGUAUGUGUGGGGUGAAGAAUGGCAACAAACAGAUUGGGAAGGUAUCUAGAGACAUCACCUUGUCCAGCCCUGUUGCCUGUACCCUAAGAUUACUUGAUAUGCUGAAUAAAUAUUUCACUGGAGGAUCAUGUAGCACUUCAGUACCAGGCUGAAUGACUUGUUGAUAACAUCCUUCUGUGACAGGAUAUUUAUGUACCCAGUUACACUCCAUAACCACCCUAGCUGCACUUUCUCCUCUUCACAUCCAAAGCAAUUUAAAGGAGUAUUUUCUUUAAAAUCUAUGUUCUCUGGAAUUAGAGCUGGCCUAUCUCUGCUUGGGUGCAAGGGUUUCUGAGAGUAUGAAAAGAAAGCAGUCCUUCAGGCAGGUGAGAUGUUUGCUUGUCUGAGAGGUGUGAGGAUUCCUUGGAGCUCUUUGCCUUUACAAUUCUACAAGACCAAAGUGAUACUACCCCGUGUACACCCAGAAAAAGUAAAGGUUUUCAUGCUGUAUAAAAGUUCAUAAUGCAUAAAACCAAUGUUUAUUUAUGUUUAUCUUGUACAGUCCCUUAAUUAUGCUGUUCUGUUUGAUGACUUGCCCCACCCUUAGUUUUUCUCUACUUCAGUUCUGAUGUGUCACAGAGUUACUGUGAAGAAGAACAUUUAAGAUAUCCUAACAUUGAUAGACAAAUACAUCUUAAGGCACAAAAAUAUGUUCUGAAACCAGAAUUUGAGCAGUGCAGAGGCUGUGUGUGCUGGAAGAGUCUGGAAUCAGUUAAGGGCAAGUAACAAGAUACACAGCUUCUAAUGUGUGGCAAAGGGAGAGUCAUUCAGGACAGUGCAAGUCAAUGGAUGUCAUGCCUGUUCCAUUCCUUGAACUGUUUGGAUUAGGCUCAGGUUAGCAGCAAUCAGUCUCUCAUAUGUAAAAAUUGGGGUUAAUAGACAGUUGUAAAAUCACUGCUAGAGUUGUUACUCAUUGGUUUUAGUUCUCGCUUUUGAGAAGCGUGAGCCACUGUGGCUGAGAAUGCUUUUCUCAUCAGAGGCUUGGUUUGCCAAUGUACUGACCUGUUCCUCUUUCACUGUCAUAAUUUUCCUCUUCUGUAAUUUCAAAUGCAGUGGGAAGAAGAUGCUGUACCAGACUUUUCCUAUUUAACACCCUGAAUGCUGCCAGCUGUGAUGCUCUGCUGCUGUGGACACACAGGUUGCUCAUCUGCUGUGGGCUUUUAAGCUGCAUGUUUCCUAACCUUGCCUAGAUGUAAAACCACAAUGUGGUUUUCCAUUACAGACCCCUACAUUACAACAUCUGACUAAGCUUUCCAAAAGUCCCCUCUGUCCUCCUUACCCUUGCUGAAGGUGCUGCUGCCAUGACAGUCCCAGGGGACUGAAGUGUGCAGGGCACAGAGCAGGUGUGGUUGUGCACUGUAGCAAUAUCCUCUCUCCCCUUCUGUCCCACUGGGAGCUUCAACACAGUGGUGUGAUGUGGUGAAUGUAGGUUACCUGCACGUGAAAAAUGUAGUGUUUGAGUUAUACACCAACAUAAUUAACUGUGGUGCAGUUCCUCUGUGGAUACUCAUGGAGUAGUUCUGGUGCCAUUGAGGAAGGGCCUGUUUGCAUUUGCAUUCUCCAGACUUACUGUGUGCAGGGGAACAAAAACAUUUGAGAACUGCUGAUGUGAAGGAGCAGGAGCGGGCAGCUUACAGCCUGCCCUUCAGAGAACCCAUAUUAAUUUAACUCUUGAAAAUAAUGGUUUGUGAGCCAAGUUAAAAUCAGUAAAAGGUUUGUCUGCAGAGGUGAGAUCUGUCUGCAAGAUUGGAAGUUCUGUCUGUAGUCAUCUGAUCUGACCUCUCCCUUGAAGCAGGCAGCAUGUGAGUGCUGAUUGUAGUGGUGGUUUCCUGAAGUGUGCUAAGAUCACUAGCUUCUUUCUCACAGGGCACUGAAGGAUCAUUAAAUGCUAAUGACUUCUGAUUACUGUUGACCUUAGUCAAUUUAGAAUUAGUGACCCAGAUAUGAAAACCACUGUAUCUCAUUACCAAUUUCCUGAGCUAUCUGAGCUUUCCUUUGUCAGUCAGUUUUGGUAAGAAGCACAGUAGAAUUAAAGUUGACCUUUGCCUUAGAAAAAGGUUUGAGUGCUUUCAGGUUUGCAAUAUCAUGUUUAUAAAUAAAUAAAUGGCAGCUACUAAGAAAGAAGUUAAUUUUUGACCCCACAGACUGUCAAGAGCAAAGCUCUACAUGAAAUGAAAUGGACAAGCUCUAGUAGCCACGAUGGGGAACAAAUGCAUAAUUUGUGUCUUUUAAAUUAGUAGCAAAACAGUUUAUCUCCUGUAACCUUGAACUGAAUUAUGAUUUUGUGGUUGCAGGUUUUCUUUUCACAGAGUUAAUUUAUAAUUCUUUGUUUUACUUUGAACUAUCAAGAAACAACUUAAUGCACAUAGAAGGCAUGGCUAAUUUUGCUCUGAGAUAUUUUCUUCCUGCAGCUCCCAAACUAUGAUAUUGGGGAGUAUCUCUUAGUAGGUUUGUCAAAUAAUAUAUUUUAUGUUGUAAUGAAGCAUUUGACAUUAUUUUUUACCAUAUGCCCAGAAGAGAAUGUCUGUGGGGUAAUUCACUGUAAUGGGAUCAGGUACAUUGUUCACUGCAGGUUGUCUAAAUGUAGGCCUUCCUUGCCACAGCUGUGGUUUAUAUGGACUGUCAUUCCUGCAGCAGGCAUGGUCUUCAAAUCAGAAUGACAACACAAGAAAAUCUUGAACUUUUUUUUCCUCACUCUGAUACAGUUUUUUGGUCCAUCAGGGAAGAAAACCUUUAACUUGAAAAGAAAAGACCCAGCAUAGCAAAAUGUUUGGGGCAUAAAUAUUAAGUUAUUCAACCUCUCACUGAAGUUAAAUUGCAGGCUUUAAGCAGCUAAGCAAGAAAGGUGACAGGAAAAAAUGAGAAUGGGGGAUGUUGCAGUUGAAGUAGGAACGGGCUCAUGGAAAGUAACUUGAAAUCCGUACAAAGAAAGUGCAAAUUUAUUUGCAAGUAAACAUACGAGUAGAUAUUAAUGUUGUAUGUUUUGUGUGAUUGCUUUGUCUCAAAAUAGAUAUUGCUUAAUGACAUAUUAAAAAUAUUUAAUGGAAAGGCUGCAUUGGUAGAGAGACUAAAACAAAUACCAUGGAUCAGCUGUAUGCUAGGAAAUACUACAGGAGUACAAAGCAGUUGUGAAUAUUCAUUCUUUAGAUUUCUAUUUUAUGUAAAUUGGUGUUUACCUUUUGACUAGGCUGCUGGGGACUUUCUGCUUUUGCUUUCUUUGAAGCAUUAAGGGCAUUUAAGAAGAAAAAGUAAAAGCUAUCUUAGUGGAUAAUGUUAUGCAAAGUAUUUAAAUCCUCAUAAGCACCAAGCAGUUAAGAAUAUUUGGUAACAAGUAUGUUGCUAAUGUAGCAUGAGUUCUAUAGAAAAAUACUACUUAAUUAUUUUUGACUUUGGUUUGAAGCUUCUAGUCUUGGUUCAAGAUGCAAUUCUACUCUGAUACUGUUCUACUCUUUCACAGCUCUUCACUAUUCUGGGAUGUAAUUGCUGUUUUUUAAGCAUCUGUUUUGGCUUCCUUGAGAGUGUUAACAAUUUUGCCCAUUUUUCUUCCUGCUUUUGGUUGCCUUUUUUUUUUUCUAUACAAGACCUGAGACAUCAUUGUCAGCUUUUCCAUGCAGCUGACAGAAGUAGAUGCCAUCUUGGUUUCUUCCAGUGCUGCCAAUAAGAAACUUAGGAGAGAGGAGAUUGAGAGUUUUUGUCCACUGCAAUGCAUUUUUUUUUACUUGAGGAAAUGAAGGGUAGAGCUAUCAGUGCCCUUUCCAAAUUUGUUUUUACAAACAGAAGGGUUGGAAUGGUGAUUGGGAAGGAUUCUUCCAAGUGAAUAAAUAAUUCAUAGACAGGUAAACAGAACAAGACACCACAGCUGUGUGGGUUUGGUUUAUUGAGGUUUUCUGUUGGUUUAGUUAGUUUUUGAACUUAUAUAUUCCAUCUUUAAAUGAGUGCUUGAAGUUAACUUAAAUUCAGUGAAAGCUAGCAGUGGACAGACAGGUAGAUUUGUUAAACAGUAACAUUGUGUGUUUAUUUUAGUUCAUCAGGAUGUGUCAUCUGAAAUUUGUUUCCUUGUAGGGGGAUAUUCAGGAUUUAAACAAUAUAGGCAUAGUAACUGCCAAAGAAGACAUUUGGCAAUUUUACAGAAAAAGAAAUGUGUGCCUUUCCUCAGUACUUACUAAGAAUUCUUUUAUUCAUGAUGUAAUAAACAAUUGGGAAUUUUAAUGAAAGCUUGUUUUUUAUAGAAAUUGUGUAGCUCAUGUUGCUACAUGAGGAACAAGCCUGUAAAUGAGAGCUGUACAAAACCUCAGCUUAUUAGAAGGAGAAAAAAAACAAAACAAAACUCUUUGGUAUCCUUGCUAUUGCACAGGAGAAACUGAUGAAGUAUGAGGAAGAAUACUCCCAGCAGGUCUGGAAAUGAAACUGAUUUCCCUAUUGGAAGUUACCUUUAGAAAGGCAUAAUUAUAGUAGUAACAUGCUAUUAAAAGUUGUACCAAGAGCUGGGCUGUACUGUGACUCCUCUGCCUCACAAGGUAUAUUAUGUUCUUAAGGGAUAAAUAAGCUGGGAUGGCAGGUGUGUUGCACACACUUGGGUUUGAACAGCAAAUGUUUGGUCAGGAACUGAUUCCAAGGGCUCCUAACCUGCUCCUAAUAUUUUGAAAGGGGCAUGUAACUUGCUGUGUAGUAUCUCAGACUGGGAAUAUAGUCUUUUGCUUAAUUCUUCUGGCAUUUUGAAUAUCCAUUAGGCCAGUGUAAAGAUUUAAGCAUGGAAUUUCCUAUACCCUUUAACUUGAAAUAUUUCUGGUCUGACUACUUUGCUUGUAAAAUAAAAAUUAAUGUGCCUUUGAAAGACUGUAUUUUCCUUUUUCUCAGUUAUAUAUAUCAAGUUUAGUUCUGUUAAAUAUAUAAUUAAUGAAGAAAAAUGAGACUUGCUGAAGAAGAUUAGGAGCACAUUGUAAUAAGAUUUCAGAAAUGGAUAGAUCUGUGGGUCAGAGAAGGUGACCUUCCUUGAUCCUCUUGUUGGAGACAGACUGAUCUAAACUGGGAGUUUUGACUGGUCUUUCAACAGGCAGCAGUACAUGGGCUGUUUUUACUGACUGCCAGUGCAUUGAGUUCUAAAUUUAUUAACAGUAUUUGUAUAGUAAAACAACAAAACACCGUUGUAUGAAAGGAAAUGGGAGCUGCUGCCAAAACAGAAAGAACAGGGAGUGAGAAUUGUCACAGCAUAUGCCACAGCACAUGCUGCAGUCCAGAUAGCCAUGAUACACAGAGUAUCACCAUGCAAUAUCAGAAGGCUUUAACCCAUACAGAGUGACACCAGACCACUUCAGAAGGCUUCAGGGAUCAGCCCUUUAGUCCAACCUUUUAUACCCUCAUGUUCUUGCACUGCACCUGUGUGCCCUGUGUUCCCUUUGGUGGCUGGUCAGUGCACCUGGGCACUCCGUGGCUCAUUGCUGUCAGUGCUGCUCACCUCUUUUCACAGCUGUACCCAUUGGGGCUCAACUCCAUCCCCAUUCCCAAUUACCACAAACCCUGUACCUACAGAGACUAGCACAAUCAUUCUUUGGUUUCUUUUUUUUUUUUUCCUCUUUCACAUCCAUCUAAUGAGUGGUUUAUGAGACUUAGUUCCUGGGGUGAUGAAGUGCAGUGGAAGGUGGCAUGAACCUGUAAGAGCUUUGUAGUUUUUCAUAGGAGUUCUAUGAAAAUCUAAAUCUGUUUAGGUUCUGUUCUGGAAUCUGUGCUAUUUUCUAGUUAGAGCAGACCAGGUUUUGGCAGCUGGCUUAAGAGCAGGCAAAGAUGACUUUUUAUUUACUGGGCCAGAUUUUUUAUCCUGUUGUGCAGAUACUUCUUGUCUGCUGGGGUCUGACUUCUGAGUUCAGAACAUGCUUCAGCUGCAGCUUCUCUCUCCUUUUCCUUUUCCUUUCCCAGAAAGCACAAAGAGCUGUGCAUGUGUGGUGUGCUCCAGAACUCAAAGGUUGGUGGAUUCCUGUGGAUUCACAUUUACAAUCUGUCUUUCCCACUUGGAGUUAACUGGUCAGUCUGUCCCUCAUUCUCUUUAUCUGCAGGAGUCUCCCAGUGACCUUAUCUGGUGUGUGUGUAAAAUCUUUGGAUUUGUCGUGGUCAUUGGUUUGAAGAAAUGUGCAGAGACCUUGAUUUUUAUAUACUUUGGGAGUCUAUAAAAUGGAUUUGUGGAAUGACAAUCAAAUCUCCCAACCCCUGCUGUCUUUUGCCUUCUGCCAACUGCAAUGCUGAGAGCCAGAUUUUCUGGAGUCUGUGGUUUUCUGUAUCUUUAAGAGGUUUUAUAAAGAUUUCUUCCUUUUGAAAUGUUUGUCCUGUGCAGUGGCAAAAGGGUUAUUGCUUUAUUUGGAAGGGCUGGAAAUUUACAUAAGGAGAGAAAAAAAACUUACACAAACUCAACAAACUCAAAUUCUCUGCUGGGAAUACCUGCUGUGUUCCUCUGAAAAACUCAGCUGUGAGCAGUUAUAAGAUUCCAUCUGUGAGACGGUCAAGAACAGGUCUAAGAAGAGCUCUAAGAAAGGAAAUAGCAGCAGCAGUAGCAACAGCAAAUUGCCUCCAGUUUGCUAUGAAAUCAUUACCUUGAAGACCAAAAAGAAGAAGAAGAUGGCUGCUGAUAUUUUUCCCCGAAAGAAACCAGCUAAUACUAAUACAACUGCUGUCCAGCAGUACCAUCAGCAAAAUCUCAAUAACAACAACACUAUUCCUGCACCUAAUUGGCAAGGACUUUAUCCAACCAUCAGAGAGAGAAAUGCAGUGAUGUUCAACAAUGACUUGAUGGCAGAUGUUCAUUUUGUGGUCGGGCCACCAGGUGGGACCCAGCGGCUGCCAGGACACAAAUAUGUCCUGGCUGUUGGGAGCUCUGUAUUCCAUGCAAUGUUUUACGGAGAGCUUGCUGAGGACAAAGAUGAAAUCCGUAUACCAGAUGUUGAGCCUGCUGCUUUUCUUGCAAUGCUGAAGUACAUCUAUUGUGAUGAGAUCGAUUUGGCCGCAGACACUGUCCUGGCCACUCUUUAUGCUGCCAAGAAGUACAUUGUCCCUCACCUGGCCCGUGCCUGCGUUAACUUUCUUGAGACAAGUCUGAGUGCAAAGAAUGCCUGCGUGCUGCUCUCCCAGAGCUGCUUAUUCGAGGAACCUGACCUGACCCAGCGCUGCUGGGAAGUGAUUGAUGCCCAGGCUGAGCUCGCUUUGAAGUCUGAGGGCUUCUGUGACAUUGAUUUUCAGACACUUGAAAGCAUUCUCCGAAGGGAGACUCUGAAUGCCAAAGAAAUUGUUGUUUUUGAGGCAGCUCUGAACUGGGCUGAAGUGGAGUGCCAGCGCCAAGAGCUGACGGCCACCAUAGAGAACAAGCGCAAGGUGCUGGGCAAGGCUCUCUACCUGAUCCGCAUCCCCACCAUGGCCCUCGACGACUUCGCCAACGGCGCCGCCCAGUCCGGGAUCCUGACUCUCAACGAAACCAACGACAUCUUCCUCUGGUACACGGCUGCCAAGAAGCCAGAGCUGCAGUUUGUCAGCAAGCCCCGCAAAGGCCUCGUCCCUCAGCGCUGCCACCGCUUCCAGUCCUGCGCUUACCGCAGCAACCAGUGGCGCUACCGGGGCCGCUGUGACAGCAUCCAGUUUGCUGUUGAUAAGAGAGUGUUUAUUGCUGGCUUUGGGCUCUAUGGCUCCAGCUGUGGGUCGGCAGAGUACAGUGCUAAGAUUGAACUGAAGCGACAAGGAGUUAUCCUGGGCCAGAACUUGAGUAAAUACUUCUCGGAUGGUUCUAGUAACACUUUUCCCGUGUGGUUUGAGUAUCCAGUGCAGAUUGAGCCCGACACCUUUUACACAGCGAGUGUGAUACUGGAUGGUAACGAACUCAGCUAUUUUGGACAAGAAGGAAUGACAGAAGUUCAGUGUGGGAAGGUGACUGUUCAGUUUCAGUGCUCCUCGGACAGUACAAAUGGCACAGGGGUACAGGGAGGACAAAUUCCCGAACUCAUAUUUUACGCUUGAAUGGGAGUGUGUGGAUACAAAGCAUUUUGCUAUCAAGAACCUGUCUGGUUCAGGCCUACUGAUUCUUAGCUUUUUAUCUGCAGAUAUGUGAUCAGUACAGGGAAUAUGUAACUAAAUCCUGUGGGCAAGUUCCUGGCUUGCUGUACUUGUAGCAUCAUUGGUGAUUAAGUGUAAUAUGUAAACUGGAAGCUCUUAGAAACAAGCAAGUUUUAAAGGCUUUGUAAGGGGGGUGCCUGUUUGCUGGUGAUGCUGACCCUUUCUUUGAUGCACCAGUGAAUCACCUCUCUCUUGAAUCUCACUAAACACUGUCUUCAUUGAUCCAUUUUUUCUUUCUCCAUUUUCUGCUUUCUGCUUGUAUUGGGGAGGUAGGAAUAGAAAACAAAGUCUUGUUUUAUAGCUCUCUCUGCUGUCUGCUCUGCAGACUUUGGAGAUUCCGGUAAACCAAGCUGCUUUUGACCAUGGGGGCUGGAAGAAGUCCUUCAGUUAUAAGCAGAAAAAGCACAAGUUUAAACCUUCAUCCUGCUAGAUUCUCCUGUAGCCAGCUGUUUGGGAUGGCUCCAGGAAGAGAUGGGAAGAAGGAAGCCUCUUUCAGGAAACUCCACGGCAUACCGGCCAUAUCCCCAGUGCAUGGACAUGUUCACAGUGAGGAAGGGAUGUGGGCUUGGCAAGUUACCCUUGGAGUUAAUUUUCUAGGAAUCCCACCUUGCAGGCAAGGAAGUACUUGCAUGUAUUCAAAUUGUGUAUGCAGCUCUUGAAACUCUACUCCUAUGACCCAGGUUUUGCUACAUUAGAGUUGAUCUGCUCUUUAAAUGGCAUUUCUUUGAACCCUUGCUAAAUAAAUGGGAAUUUAUAUCAAUCAUCUGAUGCAGGAUAAUUUUUUCUUUGUUCUGGGUGGGUUUUUUCUUCUUCCUAAACAUGGUAGAGGCAGAUUUUAGAGGAACAAAAGAAUGUAUCAAUCUUGACUUGGAUUUUUUUCUGUAAUAUGAGAUUUUGUUUUUCUUCUUUUUAUUACCAGUUGAAAUUUAGACAAAAACAGAAGGUUCCCAACUGUGGUCAUGUUACACUUAGUGUAUACCAUCUGAUAGCAGUGAAGGGGAGGAAGUCUCCCCUAAUGGGUUAUUGUUGGAGCUCUUGCAAUUGCUUCUGCCUACACAUCAAUCAGAGGAUUAUGUGGUCCAGAACCUUUUUAUUUGCCUGGGUUUUUUUCUCCCAGGAAGUUACUUGUCCAUAUAAUUUUUGCAAAAGUAUGCGGGAUACUCCUUGUAUCAGGGGAAGAAACCAGUAUAAAUAAGAAUUCCAGGUAUAGAAACAUGAGAACAUCCUUCAUCACUGCACUGGGACAGGUGUUCCUCAAAGGCUGCACUGCCCAUUGUAAAGCAUCCUGCUUCACCUCUGAAAUGGGUUCUGUUUGUUGUGUACCUUUUACAAAAUGAGAGGACCAAAUGAUUCUUUAGACCUGCUGAAGAAUAAUGUUACAGUAUAUCCACACAUUAAUGUAGCAUAACCCUAAAUUCACCUGUCAGUUCUGUCAUAAAAAUGUUUUUCUCAUCUUAUUUUACCAGUUAAAUGCUGUUACUCUAAGUGUUGCUUGAUGGUCGGAGUCCUGGCCCAUGGCCAUUGGAAAGUGCCAAAAUACAUCUUUGCAGUGUCCAAAAUACCAUCUGAAGUAAGGAGAAGUGGAGUGUAGUCAAAGCCCAGAUCUUCUCUCUAGGUAAUAAAAGGAGAGCCAGGUAAAAAAAGUACUCCACAGGAUUUAUGCCUUUCAUCCUUCUUAACGUUUAAUGUUUUGUAUACAUGCAUACAUGUGUGUGUAAGCAGCUCUCUUUCUGAAAUGUAAAUACCCUCAAAAUACAUAGAAAAAUGUUUUGUUUUUUGUAACAGAUGUACAUAAUCCAGACUGUUUGUGAAAUCUAAACAGAAUGCUCCAUGGAAAACUCCCAGGGAGAGAUUUAUAAAAACCUCCAGUUAUUUAUAUUUAGAUCUACAACUGAAAAUAGACAAGAGUAUAAAUGGUAUGGAGUGGAGAAAGAGUUGCUGAAGAGAUCAUAGAAAGGAAUCUGAGAUUGUGAUGAGGUAACGGUCAUCUACUUUUAGACAACAUCUGAGCAGCAGUUCCAUUUAUUUAGAUACAUUUCAAAGCAGAGAAAGAUGCUAAUCAGCUGAUUAAAUUUUUGUACAGCAAGUGGCUGAUGCAGAUGUAAUUACUCCGAGUGAUAAGCAGAUUGACAGGUUGUGGUAGCGAGAUGCAUUCUGAUUUGUUUGGUAAAAAAAAUAUGUGCCACAGCUGGUGGGACAAGUCAGUACUGCAUUGCUUUAACUAGUCCUGGGUUCUCACCUAGAAUUUAUUAUUUGUUUUGACUUACCUGCUAAUACAGGUGACAUAUCUGCUAUGUUCACUGGCUGGAAGAGAAGUUCAGAGAUCAGAACACUCUGUAGCUGUAAUGUGUAGAAAAUGAGCUCUUAUUUAAUUAUUGUUCUUAUUUGAUUCUUUUAUGAAGUCUUUUUGACGAAGUAGGGUGAAAGCAACCUCUAGCUUAAUUCCUCUGAGUCCAUUCUGGAUUUUGGGAGCUGGUGCAGGGAAAGGUUUUGAGUGUGGGUGAUCAGACAAAGGCACCCAAAACACCUUUUGAUGCUCACAGCAUAACUUGCUUCUGAGCACUUUGUGAUGCUAACAAGUACUGGGAUGUAAGAAGGUGGCCAGUGCCACUCACAUUGGGACAUCAGGGCACUUCAGUCAGUAGGUGUCUGACUCUGGAUUUGGUUGGUUUAGCAGAAGCACCCAAGCUUGAGUACAUUGACUGACAUCUUGCAAGCAUCAGCCAUAUCAGCCUGGAAUAUAAACCUGCUGUGGAUAGAGAUCACCUCGCAGAUUCUGUCUAAACUGUUCCUGGCUCUUGCUACUUGUAUCUUUGAUUUGCUGGUGAGAGGAAUCUGUGAUAAGAGAGUAUAAUGUAAUAUACUUUCUGCAUAUCUAAAAUAGUAUUUAAGUAAACACUUUAAAUUCUACACUCUUAUUGCACUGAACUGUUUUGGGUUUUGUUUUUUGUUGUGAUAAACUCGGCUCACUUCAGGUCCCAGCACCCAUUUGUGCUGAAGCAUUGUUUGACCUUAGCAGGCUUACAGCAUUAUUUAUAAAGGACAGAUAUAUAUAAAUAUAUAAAGUACCUCAUGUUGAAUGUUAUUGUACUGUAUCUUUAAUGUCACAGUGCAGAUCUUGUUGGACUCAUGAAUGUGUAUAAUCACGUUAAACAUAAAAAUAAAAAUGAUUCUUAAA
Molecule: messenger RNA, 12959 nt
Organism: Haemorhous mexicanus (house finch)
Lineage: Eukaryota; Metazoa; Chordata; Aves; Passeriformes; Fringillidae
Gene: BTBD3
Product: BTB domain containing 3
Exons: 5
Coding region: 8300-9685 (461 amino acids)
Biological process (GO): dendrite morphogenesis; cerebral cortex development; neurogenesis
Cellular component (GO): cytosol
Molecular function (GO): protein binding
Source: RefSeq, a predicted model, not a curated record